This is a messenger RNA of Echinops telfairi (small Madagascar hedgehog), 1747 nucleotides long. It is a transcript of the gene CTBP1, whose product is annotated as C-terminal binding protein 1. The transcript has 11 exons. The coding region runs from base 212 to 1504 and encodes 430 amino acids. The record is from RefSeq and is a predicted model, not a curated record. Gene Ontology annotation, molecular function: NAD binding; oxidoreductase activity, acting on the CH-OH group of donors, NAD or NADP as acceptor; transcription corepressor activity. NCBI's taxonomy places the organism in Eukaryota, Metazoa, Chordata, Mammalia, Afrosoricida, Tenrecidae.
GAGUCGACCGCAACUUGAUAGCAUCAAAGUGUGACCCCGUCCCGGCGUCACGGGCGCGGUGGAUCAGAGGCGUAAGAGCUUUGGUUCGAGGACAAGUGAGGACAUGGAGCUCAGGAGCCAGUGACAGGACGCUGUGGUGCCCGAGAGCCCGGAGGACAGAGCGUUUGGAAGGUCGAAUUCAUGGUCGCGGAAGCCGAGCACAUUGUAGGAAAUGGCAGGCGUCCGACCCCCGAUCAUGAACGGACCCCUGCACCCACGGCCCCUGGUGGCGCUUCUGGACGGCCGAGACUGCACCGUGGAGAUGCCCAUCCUGAAGGACGUGGCCACCGUGGCCUUCUGUGACGCCCAGUCCACCCAGGAGAUCCACGAGAAGGUCCUGAACGAGGCCGUGGGGGCCCUGAUGUACCACACCAUCACGCUGACGCGGGAGGACCUGGAGAAGUUCAAAGCGCUCCGCAUCAUCGUGCGCAUCGGCAGCGGCUUCGACAACAUUGACAUCAAGUCGGCGGGGGACCUAGGCAUUGCCGUCUGCAACGUGCCGGCCGCGUCCGUGGAGGAGACUGCCGACUCUACCCUGUGCCACAUCCUGAACCUGUACCGGCGCACCACGUGGCUGCACCAGGCUUUGCGGGAAGGCACGCGCGUCCAGAGCGUUGAGCAGAUCCGGGAAGUGGCUUCCGGAGCCGCCAGGAUCCGCGGGGAGACCUUGGGCAUCAUUGGACUAGGUCGUGUGGGGCAGGCGGUGGCCCUGCGGGCCAAGGCCUUCGGCUUCAACGUGCUCUUCUACGACCCGUACCUCUCGGAUGGCAUCGAGCGGGCGCUGGGGCUGCAGCGGGUGAGCACCCUGCAGGACCUGCUGUUCCACAGCGACUGCGUCAGCCUGCACUGCGGCCUCAACGAGCACAACCACCACCUGGUCAACGACUUCACCGUCAAGCAGAUGAGACAGGGCGCCUUCCUGGUGAACACGGCGCGGGGCGGCCUGGUGGACGAGAAGGCGCUGGCGCAGGCCCUGAAGGAGGGCCGGAUACGCGGCGCGGCGCUGGACGUGCACGAGUCGGAGCCCUUCAGCUUCAGCCAGGGCCCCCUGAAGGACGCGCCAAACCUGAUCUGCACGCCCCACGCCGCCUGGUACAGUGAGCAGGCCUCCAUCGAGAUGCGGGAGGAGGGGUCAGGGGAGGUGUGGGGAGCCAUCACAGGCCGGAUCCCUGACAGCCUGAAGAACUGUGUGAACAAAGACCACCUGACGGCCGCCACCCACUGGGCCAGCAUGGACCCUGCCGUGGUGCACCCUGAGCUCAACGGGGCGGCCUACAGCAGGUACCCCCCGGGCGUGGUGAGCGUAGCUCCCACUGGCAUGCCUGCCGCUGUCGAAGGCAUCGUCCCCAGCGCCAUGUCCCUGUCCCACGGCCUGCCCCCUGUGGCCCACCCACCCCACGCCCCUUCUCCUGGCCAAACCGUCAAGCCAGAGGCGGAUAGAGACCAUACUGGCGACCAGUUGUAGCCCGAGCAGAGCUGGCCCCCGCCCGGUGGAGGGCUGUGCAGCCCUGGGCCGGCAUGGGCAGAGGUGCAGCCAGCAGCCUGCGGAGGCCCCGGCGCGAGACUGGCCCGGCAGGAGGGCAGGAGCAGCGGGCGGUGGCGCCAGGGCCUCCUCCUCGUCCCACGUAGUCGUCCCGUCCCCGGACUGGCUCUCUGUCUGUGUCCUGCGUGCGUCCUUGGUUAAGCAAGAGAAGUCAGUAGCUCAUUA